Molecule: messenger RNA, 576 nt
Organism: Microthlaspi erraticum
Lineage: Eukaryota; Viridiplantae; Streptophyta; Magnoliopsida; Brassicales; Brassicaceae
Source: the annotation of a GenBank genome assembly
AUGAAGAGCAGCCGCGGAGAAGAUCCGCUUCUUGAUUUGGUAGUUGCAACUCUCUUUCUCUUUUUCGUUGUUAUUACUCUGGUUUCGAAUGUUUUUGAUUAUGUGAAUCAUGAGUGUCUUGAUUACUUGAGAGAGCUGAUAAGGAAGACAAAGACAUUGACAGAGAAACCGUUCGGGAUCGGUGUUGUGCUUGCGUUUCCUCACGAGUUAAACAUAAAGACAAUCUUGGAAGAGAAGGUUGCUGUGUUGCAGCUUUAUUGGGGUCAAUGUUCAAAGGAGCUUGUGGAUGAUGCUCACCGUGCCGGUGUCAAAGUUGUUCCUCAGGUUGGGAAUGUGGAAGAAGCUAGAAAGGCAGUUGCUGUAGGAGUAGAUGCGAUUAUAGUGCAAGGGCAUGAAGCAGGAGGGCAUGUGAUUGGGAAGGAUGCUCUGUUUUCAUUGUUGCCAAGAGUUGUGGAUGUGGUCGGGGAACGCGACAUUCCGGUGAUCGCUGCUGGAGGAAUUGUGGACGCACGCGGUUACGUCGCAGCCUUGUCGCUUGGUGCUCAAGCGGUGUGUCUAGGGACAAGGUUUCGUUAA